Molecule: messenger RNA, 1563 nt
Organism: Melanotaenia boesemani (Boeseman's rainbowfish)
Lineage: Eukaryota; Metazoa; Chordata; Actinopteri; Atheriniformes; Melanotaeniidae
Gene: cldnj
Product: claudin j
Exons: 1
Coding region: 11-646 (211 amino acids)
Biological process (GO): bicellular tight junction assembly; cell adhesion
Cellular component (GO): plasma membrane; bicellular tight junction
Molecular function (GO): structural molecule activity
Source: RefSeq, a predicted model, not a curated record
GGUGUCUUCCAUGGCUCUGCAGGAGCUGGGCAUCAGUCUUUCCAUGACAGGCGUUGCUGGAACCAUCCUGAUCUGCGCUCUGCCCAUGUGGAAGGUCACAGCAUUCAUCGGCACCCACCUUGUGGUCAUGCAAGUGUUCUGGGAGGGUUUGUGGAUGACCUGUGUCAGUGAGUAUACAGGUCAGAUGCAGUGUAAACUCUACGAUGCCCUGCUAGACCUGUCUCCAGACCUCCAGGCAGCUCGUGGCCUCAUCUGCAUCAGCAAUGUGUUGGGAUGCCUGGGAUUUCUCAUCUUCAUCCUAGGAGCACGUUGCACCAACUGCUUGAGCCACCCUCAGAUCAAGGCCAGGGUGGUGCUCAGCUCUGGGGCCAUUUUCUGCUUGGCAGCCCUCACCACUAUAGUUGCUGUUUCUUGGACAGCCAACAGCAUCAUUACUGAUUUUCACAACCCUCGAGUCCCAGAGGUGCUGAAGAAAGAGCUUGGAGCAGCGAUUUACAUUGGCUUUGUGACAUCCGGGCUGCUUUUCUGUGGAGGGGUCAUUUUGUGCAUGAACUGCCCACCACAAAGGGCCAGAUUCCGUUCUAGUGGGUACAUUAUGGCCAAGACACCCACCCGCAGCAGCUACGCCAUCAAGAAUUAUGUAUAAAGUCAGGAAUGAGAGCUCAAAAAUCAGAGCAAGGACACUUAAGGACAAUAUAAAUAUUUUACAUAGAUUAAAUGCAUGUUUUAUCAUCACACAUAUCUACAUAGAUAGCUAAGUAUUUACAUCCUUUUCUUUGUAUUUAAAGUACCUUUACCAGCAAUGGCACCUUCAAGCCAGAAAGACCUUGGGUUUGGAUGUUUCUUAACAAUCCUCCAAUCAAAACAGGUCUAAUGGGUUUAUUGCCUCAAAUACAGCUAUUGUGUUGUCCUUUAAACCGUUUCCUGAUCCUUUCUGUCAAAACUCAAAGCAUGUUUCCUUUAACUUGCUGAGGGCUCUCACACUUGAUUUUACUCUUGCGUAGCUCUCAGUGCCGGCAGACUGAAGGAUAUGAGGUUAAUGUUAAACAAAGACACACAGACAUGCAUUCACCUGAAGCCGUCGGCAGUGAUCUGAGUCACUGCUGCCCUGGUUUACCAUUCCCACACUGCCGAAUGCAUUAACAAGUAGACGUGCAUAUGCAAGGCACCACCACAGAGCCGUGUCUGGGCGUAUUUAGACUUACCUCCAGGCAAACUAAGCCUGGGUGGAUAAGCUUGUUACCCAGACAUGAUAACGUCUAGAUUUAAAUGUUUUAAAUGCUGAAACAUUUCCAUCACUUCCUGGUUGGGUUUAAGCAGCAACAUUACUUUGUACUUUGUUGUUAUUCAGUUAGAAUAAACAUAAUGACAUGAUUACUGAGCUGCUGCUCAGUGCCUGAUUUAUCCAAAAAUGUCACUGGGAAUUGUAGCCAAAUGGUUUAAUCCUUGUUCCUUAAAUCAGUUAAAUGAUAUUAAAUGUUUUUGUCAUUGUUGGGAAUUAUGUACAAAGUGAUUAGAAAUCAUUGUAAGAUGCACCUGAAGCAAUAAAAUGUGGAAAUUUUC